Ceraceosorus guamensis is the source of this 2049-nucleotide messenger RNA. RefSeq names its product TMS membrane protein/tumor differentially expressed protein. The record is from RefSeq and is a predicted model, not a curated record. Bases 233 to 1780 code for a protein of 515 amino acids. The transcript is spliced from 5 exons. Gene Ontology annotation, cellular component: membrane. Lineage: Eukaryota; Fungi; Basidiomycota; Exobasidiomycetes; Ceraceosorales; Ceraceosoraceae.
CAAUCAGAGUGCGAUAGUCAAGAACUCAGCAUUCAGGAGCACAGGCGUGACUCCCAUCUCUAAUCAAGAUCAUUCGUGCCGUGAUCCGGAUACUCUUGUCACACCACCCGCUGAUAAGCGCUGCCUGUUUUCUACAUACGACCAAAGCGCUGCAAUCACAAGUCCGGCACCAACUCCACGCUAGGAGGACGACAGAGCGUUACCUCGUACUCACGAGAAGCUCGGUGGCGCGAUGGGUGCACUGCUGUCGAUACCCCUCGUGGGCGUCGGUGGUUCUCUUCUAACUUCAGCAAUCACCGGUCUAACCUUUUGCUGCGCUUCGACAGCAGCUUCGUCCCUGUUCAAAUCAUGCAACUGCCAAUCGAGCAUCGCGACCAGGAUCGCGUUCGCCCUCAUCUUCACUUUGGAUGCUGUUUUGGCUUGGAUCAGUCUGAACGGCUUUAUCGUCAAGAAGAUCGAGGAUUGGAGUGGAGGUUAUUUGCGCAUGGAUUGCUCGGCUGAUAGGGAUAGAUGCUACGGCGUAUUGGCUGUGCACCGCAUCACUUUUGCCCUCUCGCUCUUUCACUGCAUCCUCGGCUUGCUACUGAUCGGCGUCAACGACACGCGCAACAAGAGAGCCGCCAUCCAGAACGGCUGGUGGGGUCCAAAGGUGCUGCUUUGGCUCUCCUUGAUUGGUCUCACCUUCCUCAUUCCCAACGGCUUCUUCAUCAUCUGGGCCAACUACUUUGCCCUCAUUCUCUCCUUCGUCUUCAUCCUGCUCGGACUUGUGCUGCUCAUUGACUUUGCCCACACCUGGUCAGAGACAUGUCUGGACAAGUGGGAGACAACGCAGGCUCCAUUCUGGAAGUACACCUUGAUUGGCAGCACGCUGGGCAUGUACGUCGCAGUGCUGGUCAUGACGGGCAUCCUGUACGGCUACUUUACUGGUAACGGAUGUGGGCUCAACAUCACCUUCAUCACCCUCAACCUCUUCGGUAUCAUUGUGCUCACGGCACUCUGCGUUUCGCCGGCAGUUCAAGAAGCCAAUCCAAGGUCUGGCUUGGCACAAAGCAGUAUAGUGGCGGCAUACACCACCUACCUGGUUUCCUCCGCAGUCAUGAACCACGACGAUGCACACUGCAACCCCAUCACCAGAGGCCGCUCGAUUGGCCCUGCCAAGCCGAUGACGGUCGCGCUGGGAGCGCUCUUCACCUUCCUGGCUAUAGCUUACAGCACCUCUCGCGCAGCCACCCAGUCCAAGGCGCUCGUUGGCGCACGCAAAGCCAAGGCGAACCGCAACGCCCCUCCGAGCGGAUACGGUCCUUUGGCAACGACCGACCCAGAAGCUGCGAGCAGUGGCACAGACGCCAUUACUUCGCAGCCCGCUCGCAAAGACGACUUGAAGAUUCAAGCACUUCGCGCUGCUGUCGAGGCUGGAAGCUUGCCCGCUAGCGCUCUGGAGGAUAGCGAUGACGAGGAUGAUGACGACUAUGGAGAUGGAGGCUUAUCCAGCGGAGACAAUGACGACGAGAAGAAUGGAACGCGGUACUCAUACGCCUUCUUCCACUUCAUUUUUGCUAUCGCUGCAUGCUAUGUGGCCAUGCUGCUGACUGAUUGGCGCAUCGUCAAGGUUGGAGGACCCUCAGCUGAUCCCUCUGAAGACGGAGCCCCCGUGGUGUGGAUUGGCCGAUCACCCACAGCCAUGUGGAUGCGAGUCGUCAGCUCUUGGCUAUGCUCCGUGCUUUACGCCUGGAGCCUCAUUGCGCCAGUCCUGAUGCCUGAGCGCUUCGGCUCCGACUAAGCCUGGCCGCGCGUUUUUGCUGACACGUUACGAGGUCAGCCUCAUUCUCAUCAGAACUUUACGUACUUAAUGCAUCUAUUAACGAGGCCGUGGCUUUGGCAGACGAUCGGGACUCUGCUCGAGACUCAUUUCUGCCCAUCUCGACAAGGACUACACAUUUGAGACCUUGACUCGCACCGGCGAUCUCGCUUUCAUUAUCAUCACGUGCUGCGCCAACGGCGAAUGGUUGAUUGUUGAUGUUUCUUCACCUCGGGCCAGAUCGAGAGACC